Molecule: messenger RNA, 2112 nt
Organism: Branchiostoma belcheri (Belcher's lancelet)
Lineage: Eukaryota; Metazoa; Chordata; Leptocardii; Amphioxiformes; Branchiostomatidae
Product: N-acetylgalactosamine-6-sulfatase-like
Exons: 13
Coding region: 11-1570 (519 amino acids)
Molecular function (GO): arylsulfatase activity
Source: RefSeq, a predicted model, not a curated record
CGUCCCCAAGAUGGCGGGAGUAUUUGUGCUGUUUGCCGUGUUGCUGUUGUGUUUGUGUGCAGACGUCAGGGCAGCUGUGUCGACUUCCCCGCCUAAUAUCAUCAUCAUGCUCAUGGACGACAUGGGUUGGGGUGACCUUGGGAUCCUGGGCCAGCCGGAGAAGGAGACGCCGCAGCUGGACAAGAUGGCGGCAGAAGGGAUGCUGCUGACGGACUUCUACACGGCAAACCCGCUCUGCUCGCCGUCCCGAGCAGCUCUGAUGACAGGAAGACUGCCCAUCAGGAACGGGUUUUACACCACCAAUGACCAUGCCAGGAACGGCUACACCCCCCAGGAGAUUGUAGGAGGAAUUGCUGACUCUGAGGUCCUGAUUUCCGAGCUGCUGGCACAGGCAGGCUACAGGAAUAAAAUCAUCGGAAAAUGGCACCUUGGCCACCGCCCGCAGUACCUGCCCCUCAGGCACGGCUUCCACGAGUGGUUCGGGGCUCCAAACUGUCACUUCGGUCCCUAUAACAACAAGGACACACCCAACAUACCUGUCUACAAUGGGUCACACAUGGUGGGGAGGUAUUACGAAGACUUUGAGAUCAGCCGGUCGAGCGGGGAGUCGAACCUGACGCAGCUGUACGUGCGGUCGGCGCUGGACUUCAUCGACCGCCAGGCCGCGGCGGGACGGCCGUUCUUCCUGUACUGGGCUCCCGACGCCACGCACGGGCCGCUGUACGCGUCUCGGGGAUUCCUGGGCUCCAGCCGCAGGGGCCUCUACGGGGAUGCAGUGAGAGAGCUGGAUGACGGUGUUGGGCGGAUCCUGGGGAGGCUACGGGAGCGCGGACUGGACACGAACACGCUGGUGUUCUUCACCUCCGACAAUGGGGCAGCCAUGGUGUCCAGAACUCAAGGUGGAAGUAACGGCCCGUUUCUGUGUGGGAAACAGACGACGUUUGAGGGAGGAAUGCGGGAGCCGGCCGUCGCCUGGUGGCCCUCCAGGAUUCAGCCGGGGCAGAUCAGCCACCAGCUGGGCACAGUGAUGGACCUGUUCACCACAGCCGCGGAGUUGGCAGGGGCUGUCCCCCCCUCCGACAGGCUGUAUGAUGGAAUCUCCCUCCUCCCCACCCUCCUGAAUGGCACAGAGGUCAACAGGCCGGUGUUCUAUUACCGUGGCAACGAGCUGAUGGCGGUGAGGUACGGUCUGUACAAGGCUCACUUCUGGACAUGGACCAACGGGGAGGACGAGCGCUCCAAGGGAAUCGACUUCUGCCGCGGGGAGGACGUUCCCGGGGUCACGACGGUGCAGCAGGUCAACCACACGGACAGCCCUCUGCUGUUCCACCUGGGGCGCGACCCUGGCGAGAGGUACAGCAUCAAACCCAAGUCCUCGGAGUACAAGCAGACGAUGCAGAAACUGAAAGAGCUGGUGGCCGUUCAUCGAGCAGGGCUGGUGCCGGGAGAACCUCAGUUCAACAUAUGUGACUCUGCUGUUAUGAACUGGGCACCACCAGGAUGUGAGAAGCUGGGCAGGUGCUUGAAGGGACCGGAAUCAAAGCCUUACAAAUGCCCCUGGACUCACUGAUACAAUUGAUUGGUGAAGACAUUAUGUAAUUAUCUUUGUUACACCUGAUGCAUAUUCUGUCAAGAAAUGUAUUUUUAAAUACAUAAUAUUUUACAUGCUCUGUGCAAUACAAAUGUACAUGUACCUACAAAAGUAAAUGCAAUAAGAAUGUGUUAGUUGUUAUGUACACGUAUGCUGUCCUGUCAGCAGGUCCUACCAUGCACCCCAGCAGGCUGGAGCAGGUGGAUGGUGGGUACAUUACUGAUCAGUUCUGUAGGACUGACUGUAACAGCAAAGCCACACUUUCACACUAGUACUGGUGUCAGUUCUGUAGUUGUGAACUUGUGCUUGACUCAGUGGAGUGUGAUGUUUUAUUAACUUUCUCAAGCAAGGAGCUGAACAUAUGAAGGGAGUUUGCAGCCUGAAGUGAACAUGUGAACAUUUCAGUUCUGUCUGAGGCACCCAGCAGGAAAUUAGACUUUAAAAUUUUUUGAAAAACUGUCUGAGCUAUAGAUUUGACAUUAACUAUUACAUCAGUGGAAUAAAAUCAAAAUUGAUCUUGA